This is a messenger RNA of Trichoderma gamsii, 3213 nucleotides long. RefSeq lists its product as hypothetical. The record is from RefSeq and is a predicted model, not a curated record. NCBI's taxonomy places the organism in Eukaryota, Fungi, Ascomycota, Sordariomycetes, Hypocreales, Hypocreaceae. Bases 1 to 3213 code for a protein of 1070 amino acids. Gene Ontology annotation, cellular component: plasma membrane. The transcript has 6 exons. Gene Ontology annotation, molecular function: calcium-activated cation channel activity.
AUGCCAUUGCAACCUGAGCUUCUUCCUCAUCGCCAGCUUCUCGACAUCGCCAUGUCAUGGCACGGGCUCCUGGAGAGGGGCCUCACGCUGCCCAACGACACUCGAGUCGGGUCUGGUCGCGACGGCUCUAGCGGUGGUACUCUGAGCACGGCAAACGGCAACAAGACGGCUUCUCUGUCUAAGCUUGGUGCAACCUUUGCACCCGUUGCGAUAUACAUGAGCAUAUGCUUGGUCUGUUUCAUCUUUUUGCGGCCUCGGUUCAAGCGGGUUUAUGCACCGAAAACGAUCCCCAGUCUGCGAUACCCAGAAAAACCUACUCCUGAGCUGCCCUCUGGCCUAUUCAAUUGGAUCAAGCCCUUUUACAAGAUCCCAGACACUUACGUUCUCAACUAUGGCUCUCUCGACGCCUACUUUUUUCUUCGAUACCUCAAGGUGCUGCGGAACAUUAGCCUUGUUGGCUGCUGCAUCGUAUGGCCUAUCCUCUUUCCGAUACACGGCACCGGCGGCAAUGACCUCACCCAGCUCGAACUCUUGACGAUUGGCAAUGUCCUCACAGGAUCGACAAAGCUAUGGGCUCAUGCCUUUGUUGCCUGGCUAUUCUUUGGGUUUACGCUAUUUACAAUCGUCCGAGAGUGCAUCUACUUUGUUAACCUGCGCCAGGCAUAUCUUUCGUCGCCUUAUUAUGCUGAUCGACUCUCGUCCAGGACCAUGCUCUUGCUUUGUGUGCCCAAGCCUUACCGCGACGAAGCCAGACUUCGAAAGCUCUAUGGCGAUUCUGCGAAGCGAAUCUUUAUCCCACGCACGACUAAGGAACUUGCGAAUCUGGUCAAAGAAAGGGAGGAGACUGCUAUGCGACUAGAGAAAGCCGAGAUUGCUUUAAUCAAGAAGGCUAAUGCGGCCCGCAACAAGCAUUACCGCAAACAUCCACAGUCUGCUGGCGUGCGGCGUUGGUUCACAACAGGACGUGAAAUUCGAGCUUUGAAUGGACGAAAUAUUGAAGAUGGGAAAGACAUGUCAUCACAUAACGAGAUGAGCACUGUAGACAGCGGUGAAACUGUUCGACAGUCCAACGAGCCGAGGGAAGCGGUACUAUCUGAUAUCCAGGUUGUGCCGGAUAUCGGAAUUCAAGACCACAUCAACACUUUCAACAAUGAAGGAGGCAAAAAUGUCACUGGCCAUGAAGAAGAGGAGGUGAUCAAAGCCGAGGAUCUGGAUUAUGUUCACCCCUACGGCCUAGGAGACAACUUGCCGGACGUGAGAGGCUCUGUCGCAGCCCUGUGGAUAUCGGCUGAAGACAGGCCUCACCAUCGACCCAUUGGUAACUUUGGUCGUCGAGUCGAUACGAUUCGGUGGACUCGCAAUAGGCUCAAGGAGCUUAACAAGGAAAUCUUUCAAUUACGACGUCGAAUUCGGAGAGGCGAAGCCGAACCUCUGCCGGCCGCCUUCAUAGAAUUCGAUACCCAAGAAGCUGCUCAUGCGGCGCAGCAAGUUGUGGUGCAUCAUUUGCCGCUACAGAUGGCCCCCGGACUGCUUGGGAUUCGCCCAGAGGAGGUUAUAUGGAAAUCCCUUAGGAUGAGGUGGUGGGAACGCAUUAUUCGGCGCCUCGCGAUUCUUUGUGCCAUCACCGCCGCCAUCAUCUUUUGGUCCAUUCCUGCGGCUUUCGUCGGCAUUGUUUCCAACAUUGAUUUUCUGACCAAAGAAGUCCCGUUUCUUCAUUGGGUCGGCGAUUUACCUAGCUUUGUGAAAGGUGUUAUUGGUGGUUUCCUCCCGCCUUUUGCACUGUCUGUACUCAUGGCGCUGGUGCCAGUCCUCUUGAGAAUUUGUGCUGCACAGGCCGGAAUUCCUUCUCUCGUUAUCGGAGAGCUCUUUACGCAAAACGCAUAUUUUGCCUUUCAAGUCGUGCAAGUUUUCUUGGUGACAACCAUCACUUCCGCGGCCUCAGGAGCACUUCAAAGCAUCAUCGAGAAUCCACUCGGCAUCCAGUCACUUCUCGCACAGAAUCUGCCCAAGGCUUCUAAUUUCUACCUGUCAUAUAUUCUGAUCCAGUGCUUGGCUACUGGUGGAACCAGCCUCCUGCAGGCGUUUUCAGUGAUUCGCCAUGAAAUUGUGGCGAAAACCACUGAUGUGCCAAGGACACGGUUUCGAACAUGGCGCAAGCUUCGACCUGCUCGCUGGGGCGGCAUAUUUCCCGUGUUUACGAAUAUGGGUGUAAUUGCACUUUCAUAUGCCUGCAUUGCGCCAUUGAUUCUUGUCUUCUGCGCUGGAGGUAUGGCGUUUAUGGGGAUGGUUUGGAAAUACAACUUGAUCUAUGUUUUCGACACAUCGACGGAUAGUAAAGGUCUCUUCUAUCCACGUGCACUACAACAGCUGAUUAUCGGCCUUUAUCUGGCACAAAUAUGCCUGAUUGGCCUGUUGAUUCUAAACAAGGCAUAUGGACCUAUGGGGCUGGUCAUUGCUCUUUUGCUUCUCACAGGACUCAUUCAUUUCCUGCUGAGAGACGCCAUAUCGCGUCUCAUGUGGAAUCUACCACAAACACUGGCACUGGAGGAGCAGAUCCAAGAAGAGGAAAAGAUGAAGCUCGCCGCCGAGAGUGACAUUGCAGAAGCUGAUGGCAAUGAUGCUGGCGGUGCAGCUGCUGCCUACUUUGAUGUGGAACAAGCAUUUGGCGAAGAAGAAGAAGAGCCCGACACAGAGGAUACUGACGAAGACGAUCACCAUGUGGUCUCCAACAGGGGUCUGGAAGGCGCCAGCAGUCUCCGAAUGGCUGUAACGGCAUGGUUAAAAGCUGCUGCUAUGAAGAAAUUUAGCACCGAGGCAGACAAGUAUGGCAUUAAUGAAUAUCUAAGGAGGACAUUUGCUUUUCUAAGGAAUGGGGAUGGAGAGGAACCGCCAGGAUUUCUCAUCCGGUGGCUGCAUCCAGAGGAGCACGAAGACUUUGUGGCAUUACGCAAGCUGCUGCCUCAGGAAGAACGACCGCCGAUUGCAUAUAGACAAGGCGACAAGCGUGCAACCUAUGAGCCUCCGGAACUUUGGGAACCGAAGCCAACUCUCUGGAUCCCCAGAGACGAGGCAAGAGUGAGCAGACAAGAGGUGGCACAUACUCGGCUUUCUACGCCGAUAUUUGACCGUGGCGCAGAAUUGAGCAAGUCUGGGAGGAUUAUUAUUGAUGAUAUUGAUGCGGCUCCAUUUGAGGAGCACAGGCGGCUAUUGUAG